AUGAUCCUGCUUUCUGUAUUCAUUAUUUUUCUCAAUGGCUUCGUAAUGUUAACACUUGCCGAACCACCUUCAUCCAAUAAUGGACAGCAAUGGUUAACUGAGCAGUACGGGGAAGUACCCGAAGUGAAUAAUUUGUUAAAAAGAAAGUCAGUGGAAAGUUCAUUAAAGAAUUUGAAAGUCACCAAUCAUGCCAGCAAUGAAAUCUCAACAAAUGGCAAAACAAUAACAAACACAUCUAGAACUGAAGUUUUGAACGAAAUCCCUGAAGUACUUUUCAGUGACUUACCGCAUCAUAGAAAAUUACUGCUGUUGCUACUCCAAAAUUUUCAACGAGGUAAUCAUUUACUGCUAGUCGAAAACCGGGGAUUAGAAAAUAAAAAAGUCGCAGGCAGACUGCUACAACAUUUGAAUCGUUUUACGGAAUAUACGCAAUUGCACAGCGCCACGUCGAUAGAGUCUUUGACAGUAGAGCCUAGUGUCAAAAAUGGGACUGUGAUUUACGAGGAUUCACCACUAGUCAGAGCCGUUAAAUAUGGCUAUGUGUUAGUUGUAGAUGAAGCGAACAAAGCGCCAACAACAGUGACAAGCGCCUUGAACACUUUAAUCGAAAGAAGAGAAAUGUUACUGAGUGAUGGCAGAAUGAUGAUUCCCAAGGAAAUUAUGACUAGUUCUAGAAACAAAUCAGCUGGUUUUAUUCCUGUGCACGAAGAUUUUAGAAUGAUAAUUAUGGCCAGUCAAACUGGAUUCCCGUUUUUCAAGAAAGACUCCUCAGAUCUCGAGGCUAGAGAUGUGCGCCGUGCCAGUGUACUGCCACCGCCGGGAAAUCUUUCACGCCGCCGCCGAUUUGUUGCUUCAUCAAGAAAUGGAGAAAUAGGCGUCACCGUCAAAGCGGUGGGUUCCAGCCCAAAGAUCAUCACUACUGUGAUGGGUGGCCAUAGCACAGGCCCAUAUGCUGCUACAGCUGUGGCUACAGGUACAGCAGUCGCCACAGCAACAGCAUUAACUUAUGAUAAGGGAAGCUCGACAGCUACGGCUACUGCUUCGGGCUCAUCGGUUGCUAACGCCAUAGCGUACUCACGCGAUUCAGGAGUCGCCACCGCCACAGUAACCACUUCUGGCUCAUCAGUUGGUGACGCAAUAGCAGACGCAUACAACACAGGAGGCGCCACUGCCACAAUAACCUGCACUGGUUCAUCAAAUUCAGGCGCUAUAGCGCGCGCACAAGACUCAGGGGUUGCCACCGCUACAGCAACUACUUCUGCAUCAGCAUCUCUUAAUGUCCGGGCAAUGGCCAGGGGUAACGAAGUCAUCACCGACACAAAAACUAAGCCCUAA
Messenger RNA from Parnassius apollo (apollo), 1335 nucleotides. Lineage: Eukaryota; Metazoa; Arthropoda; Insecta; Lepidoptera; Papilionidae. The record is from the annotation of a GenBank genome assembly.